Molecule: messenger RNA, 762 nt
Organism: Thunnus maccoyii (southern bluefin tuna)
Lineage: Eukaryota; Metazoa; Chordata; Actinopteri; Scombriformes; Scombridae
Product: histone H3
Exons: 1
Coding region: 150-560 (136 amino acids)
Cellular component (GO): nucleosome
Molecular function (GO): protein heterodimerization activity; DNA binding; structural constituent of chromatin
Source: RefSeq, a predicted model, not a curated record
GCGGUGCUGAGCUCCGGGAGGAGCCGCUCACCAAUCAGGACCCGGAGGUCUGAAGCAGCGUCACAGUUACGUAGCCGCUCCGACACUUUAAGAGCAGCGUGACUCUUCUUCUCAGUAUUAUUUUCUUCUGAUCAGAGAAAGAAGAAGCGAUGGCAAGAACCAAGCAGACCGCUCGUAAAUCCACCGGAGGCAAAGCUCCCAGGAAGCAGCUGGCCACCAAGGCUGCCCGUAAGAGCGCCCCGGCCACCGGCGGAGUCAAGAAGCCCCAUCGUUACAGGCCCGGUACCGUGGCUCUGAGAGAGAUCCGUCGUUACCAGAAAUCCACCGAGCUGCUGAUCCGCAAGCUGCCCUUCCAGCGCCUGGUGAGGGAGAUCGCUCAGGACUUCAAGACCGACCUGCGCUUCCAGAGCUCCGCUGUCAUGGCUCUGCAGGAGGCCAGCGAGGCUUACCUGGUCGGCCUGUUCGAGGACACCAACCUGUGCGCCAUCCACGCCAAGAGGGUCACCAUCAUGCCCAAAGACAUCCAGCUUGCUCGCCGCAUCCGUGGAGAGAGAGCUUAAACUGUCUGCUGAUCCACCAACCACAACGGCUCUUUUAAGAGCCACUAACACUCACAGAGCAACAUGUCCUACUAUUCAUAAUUUUAUAUUUGUACAUCAUCUAUCAUAUUUUAUUUGUGAGAAUAUUCAAAAACAAUUUGUGUGUAAUUCUCCUCUGAAAUACAUUCAUUCAGAAGUAUAAAAUUAUAGUAACAUGUCAUGG